Messenger RNA from Brassicogethes aeneus, 579 nucleotides. Lineage: Eukaryota; Metazoa; Arthropoda; Insecta; Coleoptera; Nitidulidae. The record is from the annotation of a GenBank genome assembly.
AUUUUCUGCAGCUCAAGUCGUUCUAGAAUUUUUCGUCUGAUUUUACGUAUACUGACAAUAAAAUAAAAUAACAUGGCAGAAUUAGGUGCAGGUGAGGGUUGUAAAGUAACUGCAACUUCGGCAAACUUAAUUCCAAGCCCGUUGAUUACGAAAAGAAACCGAACACCAUCGACAUGUGAAAAAAUUAUCAAACAUAAAACUUUAUAUGGAAGUAUAAAGUCGUUUUGCCGCGAAAAGGGUCAUGGCUUUAUAACACCUGAAGAUGGAUCUGAAGUUUUAUUUUGCCAUGUUUCAGAUUUUGAAGAUGAAUAUGUUCCAUUGCCAGGUGACAGGGUAAAAUACCAAUUGUGUCCUUUGCCACCAAAAUUUGAAAAAUUCCAAGCCGUUCAUGUGCACAUUAUCAACCUAAAGCCGGAAAUUCACAAAAGAUGGGAAAACUGAAAAUUAAACAUUUAACAUUUUUGGUUUAAUUUACUUUUAAUAAUCUUGGGAUAUUUUUAUGUUUUAACUAGAUUUACAAAGACUGCAUUUUUCUUAUCGCCAAUUUACAGUAUUCUUUAAUUAUCUACAAGUAGACUA